This is a messenger RNA of Gopherus evgoodei (Goodes thornscrub tortoise), 723 nucleotides long. Its product is annotated as zinc finger protein 891-like. Bases 108 to 545 code for a protein of 145 amino acids. Gene Ontology annotation, biological process: regulation of DNA-templated transcription. NCBI's taxonomy places the organism in Eukaryota, Metazoa, Chordata, Testudines, Testudinidae. The transcript has 4 exons. The record is from RefSeq and is a predicted model, not a curated record.
CCUUCCAUUCUCCUGUUAAAGAAGCACCCCCCAGGCUCCUUCUGCCUGUGUGAUUGGCCAGCAGGGGGUGGUGAUAACUUUCUAGCCACUUCUCACACUCUGUGAGAAUGACGUCCAUGUUUUGCUCCAGCUCAUCCCAGCCUGGCAUGGGACAGGGAAGAGAAAUGGCUGCAGUGGAGCCAACUCAGGUGCCGGUGACCUUCGAGGAGGUGGCUGUGUAUUUCACCAGAGAAGAGUGGACUCUGCUGGACCCCACUCAGAGAGCCCUCUACUGGGAUGUCAUGCAGCAGAACUGCAAGAAUGUGACCUUGCUGGUAUCACCCCAAUAUGCCAGUGACACACACACACUACCAGAGACCCUCCCAUGCUGCAUAACACUUUGGGAACAGAGCACAGGAGCAGUAUCACACAAUGUCAAAUAUCUCCUCUUUACUCAAGUAAAACUGGGGGUUAGGUCCAGCAUAAUGAAUAGAAGCUUCCUACCCCCGGUCUUCUCUCAAUCCCUGAGCCUUCUCUACCCAAACCAGAAUGUGCUUGGGGUGUAACAAGCAGGAGGCUGGAGUCACAGCUGCCGGUCCAGGGUUACUUAUCAUACAGACACUCAAUGCGUCCUUGAAUGCUGGCUGGGAGUAUCCAGACAGGGUAGCUCCAGCAGCAGAACACUGAAUCUCACCCAGGAUUACAGAUGACACAACUCCUCACUGAUCUGGAUUGCACUCCAGC